This is a messenger RNA of Pundamilia nyererei, 873 nucleotides long. RefSeq names its product CD276 antigen-like. The coding region runs from base 1 to 873 and encodes 290 amino acids. Gene Ontology annotation, biological process: cellular response to lipopolysaccharide; negative regulation of T cell proliferation; positive regulation of T cell proliferation. The transcript has 3 exons. The record is from RefSeq and is a predicted model, not a curated record. Gene Ontology annotation, cellular component: external side of plasma membrane. NCBI's taxonomy places the organism in Eukaryota, Metazoa, Chordata, Actinopteri, Cichliformes, Cichlidae.
AUGUUACGGUGCAGCUACAGUGGCAGUGAUGUAGUCAUCCACUGGACUCAGGUAUCAGCAGGAGACCUUAAUGUCCACUCAUUCUACAAUAACCAAGACCAGCUCAAACUCCAGAGUGAGCGCUUCAGAGGCAGGACAUCACUAUUCAAUGACCAGAUCGCCGCAGGAAACGCCUCACUGCAGCUGAAAAUGGUGGAGGUUCAGGAUGAAGGCAGAUACAAGUGCUACACCAGCACUGACGGAGGAAACCAAGAAUCAUUUAUUAACCUAAAGAUAAAGGAUACUGAAGUGUCCUGUGUUUAUAUGGAGAACUGCACAUUGCCAUGCAGCUAUGAGGGUGCUGAUGUAGUCAUUCACUGGCAUCAGGUGUCAGCAGGAAAUCUUCCCGUUCACUCAUUCUUCCACAAUCAAGACCAGCCAGGAAACUCGGCCCAGCGCUUCAAAGGCAGAGCAUCAACCUUCAAGGACCAGAUCUCCAGAGGAAACGCCUCAGUCCUGCUGACAGGAGUGAAGCCUCAGGAUGAGGGCAGAUAUAGAUGCUACACCAGCACCAUCAAUGGAAACAUGGAGUCAUUUAUCAACCUAAAGGCAGAUGCUCCAGUCCAUAAAGUCGACGUUUACCAGGGAGAAAACGGGAUCACCUGCAGGUCAGAGGGGAUCUAUCCAAAGCCUGAACUCACCUGGUCCACCAGCCCUCCAUCCAGUCUGACUUUCAAAAACACCACCACAGUCAACCAGACUGAACAGCAGCUUUACAACAUCAGCAGCUCUCUGAUCCUUUCAGGCAGUGAUCACGAUCUGAACUUCAGCUGCACCGUCAGCACUCGCAGAAACAGGAAGAGUGUAGCUUUUCUGAAAAUGCGUAAGCAGUGA